Molecule: messenger RNA, 1900 nt
Organism: Cryptomeria japonica (Japanese cedar)
Lineage: Eukaryota; Viridiplantae; Streptophyta; Pinopsida; Cupressales; Cupressaceae
Product: pheophorbide a oxygenase, chloroplastic
Exons: 7
Coding region: 137-1756 (539 amino acids)
Cellular component (GO): chloroplast thylakoid
Molecular function (GO): pheophorbide a oxygenase activity; 2 iron, 2 sulfur cluster binding; chlorophyllide a oxygenase activity
Source: RefSeq, a predicted model, not a curated record
GCUUGAAUAAAUUACUCGAGAAAAUUUCACUCAAAUGAACAAAUGUUCGCAGACGACACGCAAUCGAGAAACAGCCAUUUAAAUGUCCGGCACAAAAGCUCAAAAUGCAGUUCGUUUCAGUCCGUAGUCUGCAAUAAUGUCCGCACUCAACUUAGUUUUUUGUGGAAUCAACAUAUUAAAGCCUAAACUAGGCAGCCAUGGAAAUAAGCAGAAAGGGUGGAAAAGUUGUUCGCCAGGCUGCCGGUUUCCAAAGAGGGGAAAGGGAAAGGCAAGGAUCAGUCGGGGUGGAGUUGUUUCUGCGACUAUAGCUCCGUCUUUAAAACCCGAUUUAACUGAAAAUUUUGAUAAAGGAUCGCAAUACUUGGAGGGAAUUGAAGAGCACACGGAUAAAUUUACGUGGAAAGAUCACUGGUAUCCAGUGUCUCUAGUAGAAGAUCUGGACCCUAAAAUUCCCACGCCUUUUCAGCUUUUAGGUCGUGAGAUCGUUCUGUGGCAGGACACACAGGGAAAUUGGAGAGCUUUUGACGAUAAGUGCCCCCACAGAUUGGCUCCUCUUUCGGAAGGUAGAGUGGAUGAGAAUGGAUGGCUGCAAUGCUCCUACCAUGGAUGGUCUUUUAAGGAGGAUGGAUCAUGUGGUCGAAUUCCACAGGCUGCAUCUGAAGGACCAGAGGCUCAAGCGUUGAGGUCCCCUCGAGCUUGUGCAGUUAGCUUUCCUACACUUGUUUCUCAGGGCUUACUGUUUGUAUGGCCUGACGAAAAAGGCUGGGAAAGGUCCUCCAAGACUAAGCCUCCUAUGUUGCCAGAGGCAUUUAGUGAUCCUCGAUUUUCCACAGUAACAAUUCAAAGAGAUUUGUUCUAUGGUUACGAUACACUAAUGGAAAAUGUUUCAGAUCCUUCUCAUAUAGAUUUUGCGCAUCAUAAGGUUACUGGUAAGAGGGACAGAGCAAAGUCGCUGUCUUUCAAGGUUGAAUCCAGUGGGCCAUGGGGAUUUAGUGGUUCGAAUUCAGAGACUCCUAAGAUAACCGGUUUUUUUAUUGCUCCUUGCUAUUAUGUAAAUAAGAUAGAGGUGCCUGUCAAACUUCCAUUGUUGGGGGAACAAACAUGGGAGAUUUGGAUUUGUUCUUUCAAUAUCCCAAUUGCACCUGGUAAAACACGUUCAAUAGUUUGCAGUGCACGUAACUUCUUUCGGUUUACAAUGCCAGGACCUGCAUGGUGGCAGCUGGUGCCAAGGUGGCAUGAACAUUGGACAUCGAAUAAGGUCUACGAUGGAGAUAUGAUUGUGCUUCAAGGACAGGAGAAAUCAUUUUUAGCAAAUGCUAGUCAGGAUGGUUGUGAUGUCAACAAAGAGUAUACAAAGCUUACUUUCACGCCAACACAGGCUGACCGGUUUGUGUUGGCAUUCCGCAAUUGGCUGCGGCUUCAUGGCAAUGGACAACCAGAGUGGCUUGUACCAAUCACUUCAGGACAGCCUCCACCUUCAACUAUAUUGUCUAAACAACAGAUGCUUGACAGGUAUGAACAGCAUACACUUAAAUGCUCAUCUUGUAAAAAUGCAUUUGAAACUUUCCAACUUCUGCAAAAGUUUCUCCUUGGUGCGACUGUAGUCUUUGCAGCAACUGCUGGCAUUCCAUCCGAGUUACAAUUCCGGAUUAUACUGGCUAGUGCAGCAUUUGUAUCUGCCGGGUUAGCUUACAUUCUCAAGGAGCUUGAGCAAAAUUUUAAAUUUAUCGAUUACGUGCAUGCGAAGAUUGAUUAAUUGUUCCAAAUCUUCCAUGCAUAUUCCUUAUACCUAUUAAUUAAAAGGGAAGAGCAAUUAAUGUAUAAUUUUUCGAUACGCUCUGUCCUCUUAGACCAAAGUGUACGUGAUCUUCGUUAUAUAUAGAGCUUGUAGUUUUUUUGA